AUGUCUUGUAUUGGAUCUAUCUAUCUAUCUCCCCCCAAGGCUGUUCAUAUCUAUCUAUCUAUCUAUCUAUCUACCUAUCUCAGUGUUGUGUUGAAUAUCUAUCUAUCUAUCUAUCUAUCUAUCUAUCUAUCUAUCUAUCUAUCUAUCUAUCUAUCUAAAGACAUUUUUAUUCUGGCGUGCCUUACCGCUCGGCUCUCUCUCUCUCCCUCCCUCUCUCUCUCUCCCUCUCUCUCCCCCUCUCCCCCCUCUCUCUCUCAAUUGUCUUGUAUUGGAUCUAUCUAUCUAUCUAUCUAUCUAUCUAUCUAUCUAUCUAUCUAUCUAUCUAUCUAUCUAUCUAUCUAUCUUUUGCUCCUGAUCUUUCUCAGUGUAUUGAAUAUCUAUCUAUCUAUCUAUCUAUCUAUCUAUCUAUCUAUCUAUCUAUCUAUCUAUCUAUCUAAGGCUGUUCAUAUCUAUCUCAACCUGUCUGGAUCCAUGAUGUUCUCAUACACGUCCGAAUAA
Acanthosepion pharaonis is the source of this 498-nucleotide messenger RNA. The record is from the annotation of a GenBank genome assembly. NCBI's taxonomy places the organism in Eukaryota, Metazoa, Mollusca, Cephalopoda, Sepiida, Sepiidae.